Molecule: messenger RNA, 381 nt
Organism: Vitis riparia (riverbank grape)
Lineage: Eukaryota; Viridiplantae; Streptophyta; Magnoliopsida; Vitales; Vitaceae
Product: copper transporter 3-like
Exons: 1
Coding region: 1-381 (126 amino acids)
Biological process (GO): copper ion transmembrane transport; intracellular copper ion homeostasis
Cellular component (GO): plasma membrane
Molecular function (GO): copper ion transmembrane transporter activity
Source: RefSeq, a predicted model, not a curated record
AUGGCGGAGCACUCAGGGUUCUGGUUUGGGGCGGAUGUGGAGAUCCUGUUCAGCGGAUGGCCUUUAGGUCACGGCCACUUCCACUUCUACUUGGCUCUACUUCUUGUGUUCAUGCUAUCCAUGGUAGCCCAGAUGUAUGCAAUGACUCCCAUGAGCACCCCGAAGAUUGUUCCUAAGAGCCUCAUCAAUCACGCCGCCCUACAUGGCCUCCGUACUUUGAUCGCCUACUUAGUUCUCCUCUGUGUCGUUACCUUCAAUGUCGGAGUCAUAAUCACAGUACUCCUUGGACAUGUCGCCGGCUACUUAGCUCUCACAUUAUACAUCAAGUAUUACUACCCUGUCCCAGUGGCGACUCCCCCUGCUGAUGAUGCCAAAGCCUGA